Molecule: messenger RNA, 16896 nt
Organism: Porites lobata
Lineage: Eukaryota; Metazoa; Cnidaria; Anthozoa; Scleractinia; Poritidae
Source: the annotation of a GenBank genome assembly
GCAAACAUGUUGGCGUUUUUUAGAAGUAUCCUAGACUGGAUAAAAAGCUUGUUUUGGAAGGAGGAGAUGGAGCUUACUCUAGUAGGAUUGCAGUAUUCUGGGAAGACGACGUUUGUCAAUGUUAUAGCGGUAAGUCAUGAGUGAUGUCAUGCAAGUUUGCCCUUUUUACGUUUACAGAUUUCUAUUCUUAAAAGCUUAACGAUGCAUCAAAAUCAGAAACAGUUAUUUUUCUCUCUUGAAAUUUACAAACUUUUACUCACGCGAUAACGUAUGUAUUCAUGUAAGCUGACGCUUAUAGCAGGCUUGGUGUGCGGUUGUAUAAGUAUGUACGUGAUGCAUUUGAGAAAUUAAUCCUUUUAAUUUUAUAUCAGCAUAACUCACUGAAACUGAACUGAGACAUCACGAAAAUGUCGAUAAACGACAGUUAAUGCACCAUUUUUUUCAGACUUCAACUGCCAAUGUCAUUUGCAGGAAAAUAUGUGUAGACCGACCAAAAAUAUCUGUAACGAUAUGUAUCUGUACUCUGUUGCUUUACUGAUGGUUACGAGAGAUCUGUUAUUGAUUCAGCAAGUGCAUAAAAACUGUGGUUUUAUUCUGCUUAUGAGAGUUGCUUAUACAUGACUGGGAAGUUCAUUUGUUGUUGUGUCUAGGAGGCUUCCCAAGGCACAUGAAGAGCAAACUGUUUACGGUAUUAUGCUCUUAAUUAUUGCUGAUAGUACAGUAAUGACCUCUACAGCUGUAUGUACUGUACAAUUCAUUUCUAUCACUCACAUGAUAACCCAUUUAAGACACAAAGUUCAUAUGUUGGUUAGCAAUAUUAUUGUUAGUACAUCAAUGGUGAUUUUAAAAAAAGUUUCAAUUAUUAUUAAUGCCGUAAAUCCUCCAUAAAGCCCCUGUCGUGUUACCACCAGUUAGAGUUCGCUGUGAUCAACCACACUCUCCAAGAUGAUUUAAAAUUUUGUUUAUUGUAGAAUCAAUGAAGUAUAUGGUAAGAACUGAAUGUGCAUAAUGCAUAAUGCAAGAAAGUAACUGAAAAGUAAAAUGAAAUCUAGUAUAAACAAAACUAAAAUGAAAGACAAAAAUGAAACAAAAAUCAUGUUAUAGUUCUCCAAGUGUAGAAAAGAAAGGAACGAAAAAGUAGGAAAAAAUUGAAAUAAUCUAACUCUGUUAAGACUCUGCGUAUAUCCCUGAUUAAGAUCUGGUUAAAGUGCUAGGCAGGUAGGGGUUGUCGAUGGGAAAGCUACUUCCCAGACAUUCUCUUAAAUAAAAUAAAAACGAUGUUCUCACAUCUUGGAAAGUGAAUUUGUGUCCGGAUCAUGCGCAUUUCAUCAUAAACCAAAGAUCAAUGGUUUUGAGAAGGAACAAAAUCAUCGCGGUCGAAGGCUGGAUUGUUUCUCACUAUUAUGAUCUAUUAUAUUUUAGUAAUUCACACCUUUAUUGAUCUUAUAUCGCUUUUCAGAUGUGUGCUUUCGGAUGUGCAUGUGUGUUGCUUUUUCCUUUAAACAAUAUUCUUCCGCAGAGUUUGGAACAUGCAACUUAUAGCUGCGUAUGGCUGAAACAACCACGGAAGAGUUAAGAUAUUGAGCAGCAUUUUGCUGCAAACCUAAGGAAAGUUAAGGUCAUUUCAAGGUACAGAGGUUUCAGCAAUAGAUGUAAUUUCUUAUAGGGUCGUUUGAAUUUUAACUUUGAACUUAAGGUGUUGACUGAUAUUUGUAAUGAACAAAGUGAAAUGUUAUCAUUGUUAUGAAGUCUGAAUCUGUUUAUUCAGGUAUGUAAGCUCAUAUUUAUAAAGCUCUCUUGUUUAGACUUAAUUUCGAUAAAUCUGACCCUUUCUCCAGUAAUUUGUAUUAGUAUCAUAAUUUCUAUAAUAUUCUCCUCACCCGGCAAAAUUCCUAUAAACUCGAUCAAUAGUCCAGUGCACGUUGCUGGUUAAGAGUUUACAUGGUUGCAGUGAGUGUCACUUGCAUUUUGCAAUCUCAAUACCAACGGACAAAUACAAUAUGCGAGAAAAACAAAGAGGCAUGAUAUUAUUUUUUUAAUUGUUGACUUAUUUCCUCUGCUGGUUAAAUGUACUGCAAUUAUCCGCUGACCACCACGGAAGAUGACGGCUUUGCAAGUUGUGAAAACAUAGUUUCUUGGUCCAAGACCUCAUCUCUUCUCUCCCCCUGCUCCAAGCUAGGUGGACUGCCAUAAUAAUGAUAAUAUGUCAAAACUCGUAAAAUGUGACCUUUCACGCAAAAACGUGCUAUAACGGCUUUCUGUUUUCGAACGGAAUUCCGUUUAGAACCCGUUGAGAAAAAUUUGCGUCCAUUCGAACGGCUUGAUCACCCGUUCGAUAGAAACGUCCAGCCGUUCGAAUGACUUGCUCACCCGUUUGGUAAAAGCAUCCAUCCGUUUGAACAACUUGCUCACCCGUUCGAUAAAAACGUCCAACCGUUCGAACGACUUACUCACCCGUUUGUUAAAAACAUCCAACCGUUUGAACGACUUGCUCACCCAUUCGCUGGAACAUCCAUCCGUUCAAACGACUUGAGUAUGAGACAGUCAUAUGAGCGGUUGUCUUUUCCUGUUCGUGUACUUGCGUGUUCUUGAUGAUGAAUUGUCACUUACGGAAAAAAAGUCCUCCGAUCACUUGAACAGUCUGAACCGCUGUGUGAGUAAAUUACAAAUGAAAACUACGAUAUUGUAAAUUUCUUUAAAAUUUUCUCGCAAAGUUAUUAUUACGGGCGAAGAGCUCUUGCAGAAAAUAUAUUUUGCGCUUCUAAACAUGUGGUAAUCAGUCGAAUCAAGCGAACUUCUUAAAUUCUACCCUGUGUUACAAUGCGGUUUAUAAACAUUACCGGUAUAACUAUGGUUGUGAUAAGCACUUAAAUGAUUUUCUGAACACCGAAAUCUCAUGAGUCUACCUUGUGCAUUCCUCUUAUUUCGAAGAGAAUCCACUGAAUGCACUGAGAUAACAACCAUGUUGUUUUGCGUCCGACUGUCAAAGUGAUUGAUGCGAUUGGCUGGUGUUGUGUUACCUGUCACUCAGGGGGUUCAUUAAGGGCCGGGCAACGGGCAAAUUGACCGGCUGUGAACACGACUUUGCCCGGCUGCUUUAAAUCUCAAAGAACUUCUUUUCAAUACAAGGAAUGAUUAUAAACAGUGUGAAGUUACAAUUGUGCCCUAUUCUUGAUGAGUCUUAUCGAGUGUAAAACAUACUUUGCCGUGCAGUUUCCACUUUAUUACGCGUGGCAUGAAAUCCCCUCGUUCGUUAUGUGUUAAAUACAAGAAUCGCCCCAUAAACACAUUGCGAAAAGAACUGUACUUCAUAAACGACCACGUGAAAUGUAUCAGGAUUGCGAGCACGUGAGCAUGGCGGCCCAGAAAAUUAACGCGUUCGAUAGUGGAUUAUCUUUCGGCUUCAACCAAAGGGCCUCCAGUAGAGAAAAGGCCAAGAGGAGAGUAGACUUCUUUGUGAUCUAACCUUUUACUUGCCUGUAUAUAUUGAAUGACUUAAUCAUCACGUUCAAUGAAGCGAAGCGUGAUUUUUUAUUCGUCUUAUGGUUUAAGCCAAUGAAUUAAUUUUCGGUGCGUUCACGUUAAAACAGUGCUCAGGACUCCCGUCUAGUCAUUGAAAUUUUCAAGACAAGAUGUUAAACUAAUACUUUUGUGAUUCACCUUCUAGCGAAAACUCUUGGUAUCAAAUCAUUACUAAAUUGUCUAGAAAAGUUAUCUUUUUUUGGUUGUUGAAAGUCACUGUCUGCAGCUUCAAAAUGCAGGAAAACACAUCCCUGCAACUAUACAAUUUCAAAAUUUUCCGGGGGAGCAUGCCCCCGACCCCCCUGGGGGGGGGAAGGCCCUCCGGGCCUUGCCAAUUCUUUGCCCGGGUGUCAAACUCAGUUGCCCUCCUGUUCAAAACCUUAAUGAACCCCCUGGUCACUGUUGUGUAACUUGUAUGCAUGCAAAUUUAUCGAGAUCGGUGUAGUGACACGCAACCAAACUGAACUGACAGGAAUGCGUUUGAGUCGUAGUCAAAAGUAAAGGUCAGCAUAGCAUACAAUUUGAAAAUGUAUCGGGAACAAAAAGUUGGGUAUUUGUUUUGUAAGAAAGCUAGGAAAAACAUCACCGCAAAUACUUUGCAAGUUUGCAUUCGCCGUUGAUUUUCUUUUGAGUUCUGCUUCAGCAAACUCAGUUACGAAUGUUCUCUGCUUUUCAAGUUUACUUUCUUUGGCUUUCAGUGGUGAAAUAAACAGGAGCAGUUUCAACGAUUGAAAGCCAUUCGUUCGAAAUUAAUUUUAAGGGAGAUGUGUAGCGGCACGGCACCAUUCAAAAUAAACAAAACAAAUUACAAUCAUCAAGUUUGUAAGCCGUUCGUGACUGCUCGUUCGAAGAUUUCAUGAGCCGUUCGAACGUUUAGAUUGCCCUUUCGAAAUUUUUUUCUGAGCCGUUCGAACGGUUUAGAUAUCCGUUCGGAAUUUUUUUAUGAGCCGUUCGAACGGUUUGGUUACCCGUUCGGAAUGUUCUACAACACGUUCAAAUGGUUAGGCUACCCGUUCGCAAUUUUCCCCGAGCCAUUCGAACGACUAAGCUACCUGUGCGGAAUACUUAAUCACCCGUUCGAUCACUCAUUGAAACCCGUUUAAAACGGCUUGGUGACCCGUUUGUAACCCGUUCGAUGGCCGUUCAUUUCACCCGUUUAACGGAAUGUCGUUAUAGCACGUUUUCGCAUGAAAAGUCACAAAUAUCAACUAAUUAAACAAAAAAUAAUAUAAAACCAAUGUAACGCAUCGUCCGAAUUCAUGACACUCCUCGCCCAAGUAUUGAAAAUCCUUGCUUUCAUCAUCAUUAUGUCAAUCAAGUCCAUGGAAUCAAAUCACAUUGUCCGUAAAUCAGGCUUCCUCUUCCCGUUUCAGUUGAACGAGGAAACUGGAAAUUGGUUUUUUGUAGAUAUUUGAGAUUCCUGCUCUACAUGAAGUCACUUUGGUCAUCAGCACUUUGCCAUCAGUGUUCUGCCACUUCGCCACUUCGAUCUGUUCUGGAAGUUCUGCAGAUACUCUCUUUUGCAUCUGACCCAGAACUGAUCAGCCAGGUAUUGUGCUCUCUUCCACCAGUUACAGGCGUACAGGUCCAAGUUACCAGGGUGAGGUGCUGGAGGGCAGGUAUUCAUCAUAAGCAGCAUUGUGGGAGUUAAUGGUUCGUCUUUGUAGAGGGGACUGCUGAAAUGGGGCAGCUGUUGAUGAUUCCAGUAACCUCUGUCAUGUGAGGCACUAGUAGUUCAUGGCUUAGCUGUGUGCAUCCAAUCCCUAGUAACAUUCCAUCCAAUACACAUCAUACGGUUCCAAUCUGCUACUCCCAUACGUGUCCAAAGUGCGAUGCUUGUGGAGGGUUAAAUAUCCAACCUUGUUCUGCUACAAAAAUAUCCAACCUUGUUCUGCUACAAACUUCUAGACUUGUGUUUGGUCCAUCUCUGAAAGUGCUUGUUCCAACUGUGAUUUUCCUCCAACAAAGCUACUGCUGCAAUCACAUACAUGUAUAAGUUUCGUCACUGAUCCAUGAAUGGUGAAAAACCAUCCCAGUGCACAGAUGAACAAGUUGGUGUCCAUUGUUUCCAGUACCUCAAUGUGAAUGGCACCACUACUCAGACAGGUGCAGAUGAGACCCCUGGGUUUUGGAAUGGCUUCACCACCUCUGAGUCUUCUCGUUGAGAUUUCCCAGGGGCCAAAGGCAUCGAAGCUGACAUUUGUGAAGGGUGGGCUGGUCUCCGUUUGAUCAACUUCUUGCAAUUUAUGCAGGAUUCUCUAAGGCUGGAUAUCAUUCCAUGAGCUCUAGCAACCCAUUAGCCGGCUUCGUGAACUGCUCUGCUCAUAAUAAGGUGUCCUUGGUGAUGGGUGUUUUCAUGGAAGUUGCUAAUGAUAAACUCUGAUACAUGAUGACCUUUUGGUAAAAUUACUGGAUGUUUCUCUUGAGAGUCAAGUGUCAAGUUUUUGAGACGGUCUCCGACCCAAAGUAGCCCAUUACAAUGUACCAAGGGAUCAAGCUGCAACAGGUUUGAAUGUUUGGGAAGUGAUUUAUUCCUUUCAUCUAAAGACAAUGCCAUUAGCUCUGCGGAAAAAAAACUUCUUUCUGUACUGCCUAGAUUACGGCCUGGCCGGCUUGUUCAAGCUUAGCUGCAGAUUGAGGAGGCCAAGGGAUGACUGGCUUGUUUGGGGCCCUUGAUUUCUCUCCUUGAACUUAAUUACGCACACAAUAAGACUUACAAUUGCACGCCUCAGGGAGGACCAGCAGGAAAAGUGCUUCAAUCUCUCACAGCUAAGACUUUAGGGUGAGUGUGUUGAUUUGGCACAGGUGAUGACUUCCCUUUUCACCUCAGGGUUUCUUUCGCUGAGGCGUACCUCCAGGAGUGAAGCUUGAGGCUGGAGCAGCGGAUUCCAUAGAAAUUAAGGUCCCAGUAUCCAUCGCGAUGAACUAUCAGUUUCCAGUUGUGGGGUAACACAAUGAGUUGCGAGGUCAGCAGGAUUUCUUGCAGUGUUGAUGUAUCUCCCCUGACUUGGUGCAGUUGCGUUAUGGACAUAGAAUCCUCUACUCUCAUUCUGAAUGUACCCAAGUACAACCUUUGAGUCAGAGUAGGAGAUUUCUUCAUCAAUUUCAAUGUCAAGCUCUAUGCGAUUCAACAUUAUGUCUUGUGUUACAAGUAUUUUGCUGCACAGCACUAAUCUAGGAAUGCUCAUCAUGUGGCUUGGUGCCAUCUUAGACCAUCUGAACAAAAGAGAAAGGCUUACAACUCCAUCUUUGUUGAGUUCACACAGGUACAGCUCGGAUGGCUUCCUUGCUUGCACUGAAAAAUGCAUGUAUCUCCCUCCAUGUGACAGUGUCAAAUCCUUUAGGAUGGUGGCAACAAGGAAUCAAUACUUUUUCCAGCUUGGGGAGUAGGUCUCUCCAUUGACUCCAGUGGUGUUUCAUGUUCUCCAGAAGUGGUUCAUCCCAACCAAGGGGAUCGUUGCCAUUCACCUUCUUCCCCAUGAUGACGAGUUGCUGUGGGGAUUAGCUUCCCUUCCAGGAUGACUGGGGAUACAAAUCCCAGAGGGUCGUACACCGAGUUUAUUACAGACAGAGCUCCUGUUUGCAUAAAGGACUUUUCUGGCAGAAAGACAUGGAAUGUGAAAUGGUCCUUCUUGAUGUUCUAGUGAAUGGCAAGAAAUGCCACAAACAGUCCAAAGCAUUUUUCGCCAACAAUAAUUGACCUAUAGCUACAAUUUAAGGAACAGUGACUUUAGUUCUCAUAGAUUUAACACAUCAUCAUGGAAAGAACAGUCUUAGAUAUUUUGGGCCGCAUUUGUUGUCCAAGUUAGAUCAUCAGCUUAGAUCUCUACCAUCAGUAGCCAGCUUUAGCAGUGCCAUAAGUAAGACAAAUGUAGAGGAUAUUUUAAAUAUUUGUAAGAAUUGUAUUUUAUGCAAUGCGUAAUGAAUAAUUAAGGUCUAAUACUUACAUUAGGCUCUAUUUAUAGUUAUAGUUAUUUUAAUUCAUUUUAAGUUUCCACAAGACGAAAUGCAGAGAGUAUAUUAUAUUUUAGGUCUCAUUACAUAUUAUAUUAGGUUUUAUUUACAGUUAUUUUAAUUCUUUAGACUCUAUCUAUUAAUAUUUGUUUUCCAUUUGUGCUAAGCUAGAAGCGUGAGACUUAAUUAUUAUUAUCAAUGUCAAGCAUCACACUCCAACAAGGAUAUUCAUCAGGUCUCGACCCAGAAGAAGUUCCUUAUUUAGUGAGACCCCUUGGAACUUGGGUGACAAAUCGAACACCACAUGGAUCUGAUCUGGCUUCCUGGGAUGAUACAGCCCAAAGUGAGGUAAGUACCAGGUGCGUCCCUCACCUCUGAUCUCGACAUUCACCUAGAGAUCGUUAGGUGGGAUUUCAUUGGCAGUCUUCUUGAGGCAAGAACACUGUCUGGCAAUCUCUGGCAUUGCAGUUUCAUUCUUGUGCUUGGGGAUGUUUGUGCACUUGAUGAGCUGGGGAAGCCUCGCCAUUUUGUUUGUCAAAGAGCGUAGCAUGACACCAGAAAUUCGUUGCCCAGACUUUCUUCUCAUCCACCGCUGCAGGUCAUCAGGAAGUACUUGAUGUUCGGUCUGGUUGCACUGAACCUAUUGACUGGGUUUGGAGUUAAGCGUUGCUCAGAUCGUCUAUGAUUGCAUAAGUGCGAUGGGACUUUUGAAGACAAUUUUCACAGAGAACGUCAACAAGAACAAUCUUGUUACACAUGACUCCACCACUGAAAGGGUUGCGGCAAACCGAAGUGCAGGCCGUUUUUAAGCUCCUCACUGUGCUCCGUUCAUGUCGUGUCAGGUUUCUCUAUUGUGAAGUGCCAUGGGAUGGCAGUCGUCCUUGCACUUGCUGCAUUUCAUGAUUGCAUUGCAUUUGCUCAAUCCAUGUCCUGCCAGAAAAAACCUUCUAUGAGAACACAUUUGUUUCUGACUUUCAGCACUUAUUUUUUGAAGGAAAUGCUUGAAGCUUUUCACUGUCUUCUUCUCCAAAUUUGGCUGCCGUCUGAAGUCAUUCUUACAGAACGUUAGUGAUGGCAACAUAUUGCGGAAGUGUCUCUCCAGUUCCUUCCAUACAUCGCACAUGGUGUCAGCCAGAUACCUAUUUUGUCUGACAGUAGUUGUUAAUUACUAUUUGUGCAUCUCCUUUUGUGUAGCUUCUCAAUAAUAUUGUGGCACGAAAAACACUUUUCGAUGGGUGGAAGAGUGUCAGGUCUCCUGCGAAUAUCUCGAGGUGGCACUGAGGAAGGUUUUGUCACGACAAAGUUGCGACUAGCCUUUGAUUGACUGUUGUGAGGUCAUCUGUGGGAGUCGUCGCAAAGGGAUUCAUUCCUUGGAGGCUAAAAAGGGGCGUGUUGACUGGCGGGGACUUUUCCAAGCUGGCAGUGUUUGUGCCAGGUAAAUGCUCUUUUUUGCAAACAGGUGAGCAUUGAAGCAUGGUAUGCAUUACUUUCCCUGAGUCCUGAUGGGAGCUUGGGUACCCUCUGCGAUCCAGUGUCUCCAUAAUCCCUUGUGUAUUAAUCCAGACUUGCUUUGUCUCUUUUGUGUCAAUAGGGUUGUCCAAACCUGGGAUAGUGACCCUAGUGACUUUCUCGUCUUCCUCCUCAAUAGACUGCUAAAUAGCUUUAAUUUGGCAUCAGUGACUGUGAGCUUCUUAUUUGCUGUAAAUACAGCUUUGUCGCACUUGAAUCUUGCUCUCUGAGACUAGAAUUAUUUUAAAGCUUCGUCAUUACUUUUCUCCAUCUCAACUCAGACAAAUCUACUACAACUUAAUCUAUCCCUAUCUCUCCUAUGCAUUAUUGCUUGGAGCAGUUCCUAUAAGUCCAUUAUAAAAGUUCUUCAAAUCAAACAAAGCCACAUUGUAAGGAUAAUAUUUUGUCUACUUUGUAUGGGAAAAAUACAGAAAGCCUCUUGUUAUUAAUAAAUCGUCUUGACACUCUAACUGUUAAUCAUAUAUAUGAACUUCAAGCAUAAAGAUUCAUCCACAAAUGGUAUAAACAGUAGCUCCAUCAAUCUUUAAUAGUUGUUUCCGAUAUGCCAAACACAUCCACUCUCAUAACACAAGAUAUGCUUCAAAAGACAAUCUAUACAAGACAUGUUGUAGAACAAACACUGGCAAACAAACGAUAUCUGCAAUGGCAGUAGAUCUCUGGCAGGAACUAACCCCUGACUUUAAAUGCUUGAGUACUCCUCUUUUUAAGAAAAGGGUCAAACAAUACUUGUUAAUUGCCAACGAGCAGCCUCGCAAAGACGCGAGGCUGCAAAGCGGCAGCCUAAUAAAGACGUGCAUGAUAGUUCCAGGGGGCAGAAACAAUUUUUGAAUCGAUGUAACAUAUAGUAAUGAAAUGUAACUUUUAUGACAUAAUGCAGAACCUAAUGCAUUGUUUUUGAGAGAAUACGUGAUACAGAACAGGGAAUCCAUGAGCCAUGUGCGUGCUUGUGAGUUUCGUGUUCAUCCAGUCUUCAACUAAUCAUCACGUGGAUUUAUUUGCAACUUACACAUAUGGCUGCGCAUUUAACUGCUGGAAUUUUUUAUUGCCUGCCGCUAAGAAAAAUAAUAACGCCGCAAAAUUUUUGUGUCUUUGAAGAAAAAUAAUUCAGAAGGCUUCAUCGGUACACCAUAAAUUUUUUUAACUUUAAAAAGAGACCAAAUAUAAGUCUGUAUGAUGAAUGUUUGACAACUUUAAUAUGAUUUUUUGAGGAUUCUAAGAUUGUUUAGAAGGCCACUAAAUUGUACACAAAAUGACAUGUGCAACCUCAGAAAAAAACACGAACUUCAAUAUCUGAAAUAUUUUGCUAUGUCAAGCUGGGAUUUCAAAUUCUUUAUGCGGUAGAACUGUUAGUUCACUAUUUUCAAAGACAAACUUAAAGCAACGGGCACACAUACACUAACCCAUGAUGCGCCUUCCCUGAGCAUGUUCUGAUUAAAUGAUAAAAAUGCUUUCAGGGAAUUAAAAAAAUAUUAUUUUCCAGAUCCAGAUGUACGCAUGGGCGUAUGUGCGUACAUGGACACCACACUCUUGAAUAUAAUAGUAUAGUAAUCUGUGGAAUGUUAUCUUUCCAGUCUGGUCAGUUUAGUGAAGACAUGAUACCAACAGUUGGAUUUAAUAUGAGAAAAGUUACCAAAGGAAAUGUAACAAUUAAGGUAUGAUGAACAAGAUUUUGUUUUGUGUCAUCUAUAUUAUUAGCCUCCCACGCAGACGUUUUUAGGAGAGCUCGUCUUUCAUCCCUUCCCACAAACGCCUGCUCAACCGAGAACAACAUUCCUUUCCCCAGCUUAGCCAAUCACAUUGUACUUUCCAAAUUCUGGAAAGUUGACCUUUACCGCAGGGUAACCCGAUAAUUACUUGCUCUGCAUGAAACACUAGGAAAGCUUUAUGACCUCAACAAAAUGUUAGAGUCCAAGCGGCAAAAGUAAGAUUUAGUCAGGUUUGAGAAUACUCCAUGCACUGCACAACCAUAGCGAAGGAAAGAAAAAAAGGAAAUCAGUAGUAGUCCAGUUUCGAGUUCGCCAUGACCGCUGAAUUAAAGAACUGAAGAAGCAUUUUUUACAGCCUUAGCCUCUAUCUGAAGUAAUAUAUUCACAAAUUCCAACGAGAAAAAGACCUGUUUAUUACUCAGUCUAUUGCGUAUAUUCAAAUUUCAAACCCUUACUUGCCGGAAUUUCUGAAUAUUUUACUUUACGUCGAGGCUAACCCUGUAUGAAUGUGUCGUUAAUGUUUGUACUCAGCGGUAGUUUUUAAUUCGAAACUAGACUAUUCUAGGGUCACGUUUUUACACUACCACAAGCUUAUGAGUCGCAUUCAGGUUGUCAGCACUUUAUUUCAAAACUGCUGAUUGGUAACUUACCACACGAAUAAAACAAUGGAAAGGAAUGUUGUUUUUGGUUGAGCAGGCGUUUGUGGGAGGGAUGAAAGACAAGCUCCCCUAAAAACGCCUGUGUGGGAGGCUGCUAUAUUAUAGGCGCAUGAAAGGGUCAGUGUUACUAGUGCUUCUUGAAGAUCCAAUGGAAAGGUUUAAUGUCAAUGGGACUACUAAGGGUGAUCUGGCCUUGCUACAAGUUGUUAUGAUAGUGCAAAAUAUUAUUAGAAAGAGGAUGGGCCGGUAGGAAGUGUACUAAAACUUGAAAAUAUUUUUGGAAAACAUUUUCAAAUUGCUUUAUGACCCAUUUGGAAGUUAGUCAAGCCAUUUUCUGGUCACUCUCUGGCUAUAAAGAGCUAAAACUUAAACCAAAAAGCCGUUUAUGGGUUGUAGGCUUCACAGCCUUCUGAUCCAGAUGCCAAAAUAACACAAGCUUCUGAAGUUCAGGGCGCAUGCGCAGAAAGUAAAAUUUUGGAUGGUUUUUAUUUUAGUAGUGACACAGUAGUUUUGACUUUUUCCUUUCACUUUCUGUCCAUCCCUCUUCUCUUGUUUUUUUGCCUCAUGUUUUUCUUUUGCUGAGCAUGUAGUAGGCUUCAUUUCAGUGGGUAAAGGUGUUUCAUGAAAGGAGAGGUAGGUGGGUAGUAAAUCAAGAUUUUCAGGGGAGUAUGAGUGUUAACGUUACAUGGUUAUUUGCCUUUGCCUUUGCCUCCUUUACUGAAUCAUGCUUAUUCAUGUAUGGUUUGAAAGAUCUCUUCACCCUGUGAAAGUUAGCUGACAAAGUGGUCCAUGACCAUGAAAAGUGAUGUCAUGAGAGGUAGAAGGAAUGUGGAUCCACACAGGUGGCUAAGUGCAGUUCAGUCAUGAAUUGGUUAAAAACCUGUUGAUAGUGUUUUUUUUGGUCCAUUGAUUUUAGUAAUAUCCAAAAUACCGCAUGUAAAAUUUUUACGACAUUUUUAUUGACCAAUUUUAUUGACCAUCUCAUAAGUUCUUGACAACUAAGUGUCGCAAAAAAUGCAUGUCUAAAAAAAAUUGUGAAAUUUUGGUUUUUAUAAAGCGUGUAUGUGAAAGGUAAAAAACGGUUGUGUUAUAUGUUGUUAGGUUUGGGACAUUGGAGGCCAGCCUCGGUUUAGAAGCAUGUGGGAGAGAUAUUGUAGAGGUGUAAAUUGUAUUGUGUAAGUACAUUCCUAUUGUUGUGAAGAAAUCUAAAUAAGAGAGGAAUCCUUAUAACUGUAGAUUUUGCAUUGUCACUCAGGAUUUGCUGCUCCUUCUGUGGAAAUAGCCAUAUAACCAAUGCUUUUCUUUUAUUCUUUAAACUCCUUAGUCUUACAAUUGAAACCCUUUAUUAUAAUCACCUAAUUUCAAAGACAAAUAAUAGUGAAUGUGAAAAAUGAGUCACCAAAGUAGAGACUUUCCUGCAAUAAUAUGUUAUUUUAGUUUUUAUGACUACUGAGGAGAUUGUUUACUGACUGUAACAUUGCAUGGUAACAAGCUUUCUUUGUUACUUUUUUUCAAGGUAUAUGGUAGAUGCAGCAGAUCAUGAAAAAUUAGAAGCUUCAAGAAAUGAACUUCAUGGACUCUUGGAAAAACCACAGUUAGCUGGCAUUCCAGUAUGUGCAUGAAAAUAUUUUAAUGUGAAGAAUCUCUGUGCUUGUAAACUGCAAUUACAUGUAAUCUACAGUUCUCAAAGCAUGUGUGUGAAUAGCUUUGAAAAUAAAUUAUAGUUAUAUAAUAAUAAUUAUUAAAAACUGAAUCAUUGGAUAAUGCAAUUCUAGCAGUUUGAUUGGCUUAGCCGUUAUGGUAUAUGAGCUAUUAUACCAUGCUCUCCAUAUAUGGUCGGUGUCCGCGUCAGUUUAAAAUUGGAAGCUAGCUGAGAUUUUUUUUCGCGAAGGAUAGAACGGCGCCCGAAGCAAAUCGUAUUAAUUCAUUUUUUCGAAUACUAGAAAUGCAAUUUCAUCGAAAGAAAAAAGACAAAAACAAACAAAAAAGCCACAAGAGCUUGUUUGAAAGUUUGUCGAAAAACACAUGAAAACACAUGGAACUAAAGUACCUUGACCAGCUACGAAAGAAGACAAGCGUUGUUUCUUCAUGAUCGCAAAGCCAUUCGCCGAUCGAGUCACUCGCCGAUAGAUAACUGCGGCUUGUUUAUCCGACAUCAAGAAUAUAAAUCACAAGUAACCAGCUACAAAUACAGGCUAUGCAGCCAUUCACUAGAGCAAUCGAGGCGGCAGUAUAGCUUCUUUUGUCGAGGUAAUAGUUUUUCUCCGUUGUUCUUACUUUUAUAACUGCACCGAAAAUCCAAAUUCACAGUAAUUUCGACGGCUGUCACUUAAAAAUUCUUUUCCUUCACAUUAUCUGCCAGGUUUUUUUAGCUGUUCUGCUGUGUAAAAUCCUAGAAUCCCGAUGAGUUUUUAAAAAACUAAUGUUCAUCAAUGUUUUGAUUUUCAUUCAUGCUGUCCAGGCGAGUCCGUUCGCGCGUUGACAGUUUUGAUAGACGUGUGACAUGUGAAUAGCGGAAGUCCCUUGUCUUUUCUGGUUUGUUCUAGUCGGGGAGAUUCAACAAGAUUUUGUGGGCGUUUUUAAUAAAACAAUUAUUCCACUCGCGCUUGUUGGAUAUGAGAUGAUUAUAGCCAACUCGGCGCUACGCGCCUCGUUUGCUAUCUAUCAUCUCAUAUCCAAAGCGCUCUCAUGGAAUAAUUGUUAAUUAUUACAGUUGUUCAAGCUAUUGAUCAUUAUUGUAAUCAACACAAUAUUAACUUGAAGGUAUGUACAGAAAUGCAUGCUAAUGAGAUUCAUGCUCUUCAUGAUUGACAUCACAAGGUGUCCCCUGGCCCUAAUCCUCACCUAACGCAAGGCCAUUCAGUCACACAUGAAGUCAUAUUGAAAUUACAAACAGCUGUGUGUAAUAUGAAGUACCCGAGGUCUAAGUUAUGUGCAUUUCUGGACAAAAGUGUCACUGAACUGUGACAGAGGGUUUACAAAAAAGGUCACAAAAAAUGCACUUUAAUUGCUUCAUUUUUGCUGAAUGUUCUGUAUGUUUAAUCUUGUAGGUGUUAGUUCUUGGAAACAAAAAGGACCUCCCAAAUGCACUAGAUGAAAAAGAACUGGUGGAGAGACUGUAAGUUCUGAAUUGAUUGCAUUUCCCUUUAAUCACCCAUGUGUCAGGAUUUGUAUUUCACAUGAUAUGAGAUUAUUAUGUUGUUUUAACUUGAAAGUACAAUGUUUCUUUACUGAGUUAUCUUUUGUGCCCACAGGAAUCUGGCUUCCAUACAAGAUCGAGAAAUUUGCUGCUACUCUAUCUCUUGCAAAGAAAAGGAGAACAUUGGUAAGCAAUACAGAUUACCUUAUUAUUAGUAAAUGGGAAAUUAACGCUUCAUGAAAUUAACGUGACUUUCAAAAAUUUGUGUUAAUGUAAGGUAAUUUUUGUAACUGUUAAUUUCCGUGACCUUUAUUUCCAUUAUUUUGGCUCCAAAUUCUUGAUACACUUGUAACAUUCUUGAAACCUAAGAAAGAGGAUUAUCAGGGUAAAGAUCUACCAGUAACAGUGAAACUUUAAAGAACGCUAAGUGGCCAGAUUUCUGGGCUUGACCCUCUGUGUGUUUAGGGAAAGAACCUUGAACAAAGUUUCCAUUUUGGAUUAUACGUUUAACUUUUUCCUUUCGUCUCAACAAGUUUUGUUCAUUUAAAGUCACCCUCUCUGUUCACUAAAUUUGCCUUAAUUUCCCUUACCUUAAUUUCAUUGAGCACUAACUUCCUACAAUAAGGUAUUGUUUGUUGUUUCCCAUAUGCUUUGCGCUAAAAGUAUUUUGCAGAUCGUUUCACUACCAAUUGACAAAAUAAAAAAGAUAAAUUAAACUCACAACACAAUGUUAGUGAUAUUACAUUAUUUGCUAAUAUGCAAUGGUUUCUGUAGUGCCAAGAAACAACUGAAAAAAUCAUUCCGAAACAAGUUUUGUGCCUCACAUGGUACCGUUUUCACAUUGUGCAACCAAAAAGUCUCUCAAUAUUUCUAAUGAACACUGGGCAACAACUGGUGGAGCUGAAUAAAGGCUGACUGACAACUUAGCUUUGUGUUCCUUUUCAUUUUUGUAGAUAUUACCCUGCAAUGGCUCAUUCAGCAUUCAAAGUCACGAGGUUAAACACAGUAACAGAGAAGAAAAAACUUAUUCACCACAAAGAGGACAAAAAAAUGAUGGAAAAUACAUGUUUGAAAGCAUCAAGAAAGCUUGCAUUCACAAUCAUAGAACUAUUAAGAGCAGAGUACUUUUCUACCCAUAAAAUAAUGAUACUGGGUGUGACAAGCUAUAUGAAAGAAAUCAAUGCUGCAGUCUUUGACAACUCUAACAUACCUGUAAUGAUUAUUCUGCAGGCCCCAGUUGUUUAAAUGGUGGAUAGGGCUAUCCACCUGAUAACUCUCUAUCCAUUGGAUAGUGCAAUUGGUUUGCCUAAUAGUUAUCAACUGGAUAGUGAUUUAUCCGGUGGAUAGCACUAUCACCUUUUGAACAACUGAAGCUAUAACCAUCCUCUACCACUGUGGUGCAUUUUGACAUUUUUUAUUGUACAUGUUUCUUCUUUGGUACCAAAGACUUUGUUGACUUUUUCACUUAAUAAGGUCUCAAACGCAAAUGUAGUGGUCAAUUUAAUAAAACUUUUACAAGUGUAAUUUACAGGUGUAGCUACAUUGUACUGUUUUGGACCUUAGAACAAGAGCUACACUUGUAAAAGUUUUAUUGAAUUAACACCAGGUUAAAGUGAAACAAAUUUAUCAAAUCAAAAAGACAAUAUAAACUUAACGUAGUAACACUGUAUGUGGCACUCCCGAGAAUUGGUUUUUGGUUUUUUGGUUAAUAAUAAUGUUAAUAAUUUAAUAAUAUUCUAUCAGGCUUAUUGGAGUGAAAAAGAAACCUUUAAAAGUGUCAUUGUGUACCAUGCAAUAGCCCCCCAUUUAUUAGAUAUUUUUGUGAAUAGAGAAACAAAAACUGGGCGUUAAGUGAUGUAUAUGUAGUAGAGAUUGUAAGUAGGCAAUGUUUCAGGUUAAACUUUGCUGCAAACUCCCUUUUGCUGCUGCCGCACAACUGUCUUUUCUGUCACAAGUACCUGUGUAUUUUUUGCUGUCAGAUUAAUACUUGAUAAUCAGUGUUUCCCUUUCCCUAUAGACUUGUAGUCUUGCAGAAGUUUGACUAUAUUAUGAUUUGAUCUGAGAGACUCGCUAAGUAAACUUUGUAUCCUUCUCUGGACUUGCUUCCUACAAGUUUGGUGUUAUAAUUUUCUGGUAUCUCCAUUAACAGGUGACAAUAGGGAACACGGUGGCUGCACUAUACCACACACAAAAAAUGAUAGGAAUUCCAACAUUAUUAGUUUAUCUGGAAAUCUGGCUAUCAUCAGGGAUCAUUUUAUAUAGCCUUUUUUGUCUUUUGAUAACUUAUGAAUAAAAGGUAACUUUGGAAUAUUAUGCCCCUGGCUUUGUACUGUAUUUGUGUUGUAAGGCCACCUCCAGGUCUUGAAAUAACGACCGGUCAACGGAC